AUGGGGGCAAGGGUGCGCAGCCUGCCGUGCUUGACGCUCCUGCUGCUCCAGCCGCUUGUGCUCCACCUGCUUCUGGUGGGCUGGCAGCUUCCUCGCGUCGCGGGAAACUGCCCGGCGCGGCCCCCGCGCUUUGACAAUCAAGAAUGCGGUACCACGGCGGUGGCUUGCGUCGUUCAAUGUGAUGUCAGCGAUGCCCUGCUCAAUCUCACCUGCUCCACGAGCGGAACGAGCGUCGACGGCGCGUGGUCAGGGACGUGUGCAUCGCUCAUUCCCUCCUGCGAAGCAGGAGCUACGGUGGGCGAUCGCUCCUGGUCCUACGCCUGCUCAAGCUUGCCAGCCAUCCCCAUGGGCUUGCCUGCUGACAGCACGGCGCUACGACUCGCUUUUGACGCUCCGGCAUCCGGCCCCCUCCACCUUUCCCGGCUCGCGGCCCUGGACCAACUGCAAGUGUUACACCUGCACAACUACGAGCUGGCCUCUAGCGCCUCUUUGCCGGCCAUGCCGGGCCUUUGGGAAAUGCAUCAAGCCAGCGCCACUGCAGCUCGUCUCCUCUACCCCCAGGCACCUCUGCUCAAGACCUAUCGUGUUCGCGCAGUCUCUGUCGAGGCGGGCUUGGAGCUGAGCCGAAUCGCUCAAGCCUAUGCCAAUCUAACCUUUUUGCGUUUUACGGAGAUGACAGGGCAAAAUCUCGUGUGGAGCGCACCGGCACCAGUCCUGUCCAAUCUACGGGAUAUGUAUCUUCUGCUCAAUGAUUGCCAACAGCUUGACGGGCUCAACGUGUCCUUUCCCGCACUUCGACACCUCGAACUGACCUGUCGCUACGGCACAACCGAACUUAAGAAGAGCCUUUUACCCCAGUCCAGCCAGCUCAGAUACCUUCAAUUACACAUACAACAGGGCGCGACGACAGGCGCCGGGGAGCUGGCCCUCACCAGUAUCACCUACGACGCUUGGUGGAGGAUCAUGAACUUUGAGAAGCUGCAGCCCAAUGAAACUGCUCUGGCGGUUGUGACACCAGACAUUCAGUGUUACGGCAGAGAGCAUGGGGAUGGAUUGGUGAUGAUCAACUGCAGUUGCUACAACCCGCCGUACCAGGACGCCCCCUUUUGCCCUAAACCGGCUCAGAAUGUUGUGUGCCCUUCCUCCGGCAGUGCUCUGGAGAUUGUUCAGAUCUGCGACGGUGUCGCUGAUUGCCCAAAUGGCGAAGAUGAAGCCUCGUGCCAUGGUCUGUUGAAGCUACGCAGCAUGAGUCGUGAGCUUCCUUAUUUCCAAGAACUCGACUGCAUCGACCAGGUCGAGCUUUGGGUUGAGCGUGGGGUCAUCCGCUCGUCAAAGCCAUCUGAGUCCGGCAACUACUCGUGCUCUUCCUUGCGUGGCGUCAUGCGCAACUGGGAUGCAGCCGAGCUCCAUUAUUCCCUCAGCAGUAUACGUGCACUGGUGACAGAACGUCCGAAACCUUGGCUCGUACUAGCGGUGACCCUGCGCUUUUCCAAUAUUCUCAGCGAGGAAGUCUUGUUCCGUCUCGGUUACCAACUCAUGGAAGGAAGCUUGUUCGGCCUCAUUGGCAGCAAUGAGACGUUUAGCGAGGAUUUCACCCUACCGUCGCUCUCUGAAUUUGAAGCUCAGUACCAUGCACAUGUUAACAUUGCUGCUUCGACCACAAGGUUGCCUGCUUUGACGCCCAAGGCAUUGGAAUCAUCAACCGGCGUGUCAUCUGUGGUGGUGGUGGUGGCGGUGGUGGCAUCGAUUACAUUUGUGGCGGCAGUUGCCGUGGUUGCAUACAUGGGCCUACGACGCAGCCAUUCUCGCAAGGAGCAAGCGGCGAUGGAGAGCGAAAUCCUCACGCUGAUGCGCGAAGCUCGUGCAGACUUUGAUUCGGCCUAUCCGCAUCUGCAUCUCACACCGCUCGAGCUUCUUGACCCUGACGCCAUCAAAGUUGAGCAUGCCGUUGGCCACGGCAAUUUUAGCGACGUGUACCAGGCGAGUCUGCUCCGCGGUGAACAGGCGCCAUGGUGUGUGGCCAUCAAGAAAUGUCAUGCGGAUAAGACAACGCUUCUAGCGUGGUUGCGCGAAAUCAUGCUUUUGCACAGCUUUCGAGAUCAGCCCAAUAUCAUCGGCCUUCACGGCGUCCUCCUCAGCGUUGCGAAGCUCUCAAAUCUAUCUGCCGUGCUGGAGUGGGCGCCACACGGCAACCUCCGCGACUUUGUGCGAAGACACCCGCUCAGUGAGGCUCAAUUGCAUCAAGCUUUGCAUCAGACAGUCAGUGCUCUGGCGUACUUGGCCAAGCUGGAUAUCGUGCAUCGCGAUGUCGCAGCGCGAAACGUGCUUGUGAUGGCGGCCAGCCCGACCUUUGUCUGUAAACUGGGAGACUUUGGCUUGUCCCGAAUCAUGCCAAGUUCAGAGUACUAUAAGAGCACAGCAGACAGCGAAAUGCCAUUCCGGUGGAUGGCCCUCGAAUGUUUGGUGGCACGGCGAUAUUCCGAGCACUCGGAUGUUUGGGCGUUUGGUGUUUUAGUGUGGGAGCUGGUCACGGCUGGCGCAACGCCUUGGCAAGGCAUGGAGCUUCCUGCCAUUAUUCAACAGCUCAAAGCCGGGGCCGCCUUGCCCCUUCCCCCUGGAGCCCCGUCAAUUGCGCAGCGGUUCGCUCUUCCCCUACGUUUUCGUUAA
Messenger RNA from Monosiga brevicollis MX1, 2667 nucleotides. RefSeq lists its product as uncharacterized. Lineage: Eukaryota; Choanoflagellata; Craspedida; Salpingoecidae. Gene Ontology annotation, molecular function: protein binding; ATP binding; transmembrane receptor protein tyrosine kinase activity. Gene Ontology annotation, biological process: cell migration; positive regulation of kinase activity; cell surface receptor protein tyrosine kinase signaling pathway. The record is from RefSeq and is a predicted model, not a curated record. Gene Ontology annotation, cellular component: signaling receptor complex. The transcript is spliced from 7 exons. The coding region runs from base 1 to 2667 and encodes 888 amino acids.